AUACGACGGUGAGCGAAACGCGAAGAUUUCAUGGUGUUAUAAAUAGAAUAUAGAAUAGAGUGAGGUUUCGUAACCCACGCAUUAUUAAAACAUCUGCGGUUUAUCGAGAUGUAUAUAAGCUGAGUUGGAAGCCUUAUUAUAUACAAGAGCUAGUCAACACGCCCUUGGUUAAAGAUAGCCAAGGGUUCACCGCGUAAAUCCUCCUAUAUAAUCAAAAUGAUGUGGCCUUCGUCUCAAGCGAGUAAAAUUCUUACAUUUUUACUCAUAAUAGUUGUUAUAUAUUGCAUUUACAUGGACACUUUUCUAUUUCUACGAAUAAGUAAUUAUAAAAUAGAUAUAUUCGAACAGUCAGAUAACAUAACACAAGACACGUCAACUCAAACUACGUUAAAAGCGCAGCAGAGUUAUGAAGAUGUAACUUGGAUACCUUGUAAUAUAAAUCCAUUAUGUCACCCUACCGUGAAAGCCUUAAUGGUGGAUCACAUUAAUCAUUAUAUAUACGGACCACUAUGUGCGAUUGUUGAUAUGGGAUUGCAUAUAUCAGAGAAGAUGCUAUUUCUAACUCCGAAUAUGAUAUCAUUUUUUCAUGUAUUCAUAGCCUGCGUUGGAGCGAAAUUGUUGACUUUUCAAAGUCUAGCCGCACGUCGGGUUGCCGUUGUCCUGUUCCAAAUUCGAAUGUUUUUAGACGAUUUGGACGGUCACGUAGCGAGAGAGAGAAAGCAUAUAAAAGGCGAGAGGUCAGAAGUCGGGACGAUUGGAUACUGGGUUGAUGGCAUAUGCGAUUUGUUAGGUGUGACAGCUAUGAUGAUAGGUAUACUUGUGUAUUUAAAGAAUAAUCCACCUCGAAGAGGUUACAAAGACACUCCAAUUAGCACUCUACCUUAUCAUCAGUUGAAGGAGAUAAAUUCGAGUGAAGAUAUCGAAAGGGAUCACACAACUGAAAUCGGUAUAUCAUAUAAGACAAAAGUAACAUUGCAAAGGAUAGUUCAAGUUAUUGGUUUGUUCUCUGGUCAAAUGGUGCUAUCGUCGUUAGCUUGGAAUAGAUAUAUUGACUUAUAUCAGGAUUUAUUAGAAAAUUCUACCGAUUAUGAUAUAUCGAAACGGGAGAGUGCGUUCACGUCUGGGACGUUUUUCUUCGCGACUGGUUUGUGGAGGAUAGUUAAUCCUCACAGUUAUUUACAUCUGUUAUCGUUAGCGGUGUUUUGUGAUAAGACAUGGGCUUUCCUGAAGGCUGUACACUACAGCGGAUAUGUGUGUCUAGUGGUCACGGUGGCAACGUCCGAAUAUUUGAUCGAGAAUAUCAAAUCUUUCGUCGUUAAUGGUGAUGACGUUUAAUUUUUUAUUUAUUUCAAGGCUUCGUUUAUAUAUGUUUUAUUAAUUGUUAUAAUGGUGUUUGUUGUAUAUUAUGUUAAAAUGAUGUAGAGAUUCUGUAAGAACUAACUCGAAACUCAUCGCGGAAAACGAUCGUGAAAUGUCAGAAGGUGAUAUGCGAUAUUGACCAUAAUGAUUAUAUCAUUUCAAGAAUACACGCGUCAAAAUAGUAUAUCACCGUAAAUCGGUUGUCAAUAUUUCACGGAUGAUAUAAAAAGUGAAUUCUUACUGAAUUACUAGAACCGCCGAUCGUCAAACUAAAACUUGCUUGUCAAUAAAAUGUGUUCUAUUUUUGAAAUAUAAAUUCUAAAUUAAUGAUUUAUAAAUUGAAAUAGAAAACAAAACUUCAAACAAUUAUCGAGUAUAACUUAAAAGCCUUAAGACGACCUUAAGGCCACGCCAGUAAACAAAUAAAUUUAAACUCUAUUUAUAUUAUAUUAGUGUACAUUUUAUAUUAUAGUUUCUUUAUAUUGAGAGUAAUGUUCAUUAUAUCGGUUAUAGUUUCAAAUGUAAACUCAUAUAUAUGUAUCGUAUGGCUCAAGAUCUCAUGUUCUCCAGACGUCAGUUAUAUUAGUUGCUUGAUUUUUUUAAAUUAAUGUUUGAUGGGUUGGUUAACGUGGCUUGGUAGUAGGGCUUCGUGCAAGCCCUUCAGGGUAGGGAACGCCCACUAAUCUCAUAUUGCCAAACAGCAAUACUUAGUAUUGUUGUGUUACGGUGUGAAAGGUGAGUGAGCCAGUGUAACUACAAGCGAUAUGACAUCUUAGCUCCCAAG
This is a messenger RNA of Nymphalis io (European peacock), 2143 nucleotides long. It is a transcript of the gene Cpes, whose product is annotated as ceramide phosphoethanolamine synthase. Bases 217 to 1335 code for a protein of 372 amino acids. Gene Ontology annotation, cellular component: membrane. Gene Ontology annotation, biological process: phospholipid biosynthetic process. Lineage: Eukaryota; Metazoa; Arthropoda; Insecta; Lepidoptera; Nymphalidae. The record is from RefSeq and is a predicted model, not a curated record. Gene Ontology annotation, molecular function: phosphotransferase activity, for other substituted phosphate groups. The transcript has a single exon.